UAAACGGUCGGGUCUUAAGGUUAAAGUCAUUGUUGGACAAAGAGGACCCUCUGCAGGCAUAAAUAGCACGGUCCCUCCUAUUUCCCCUCAUCAGAAGAGCUCAGUUGCCAGCAGACACAAAAGCCCGCAGCCUGCAAGGACGCUGCAAGACAACACCAGUAAAGGACGGAAAACAUGAGUCUCGUGAGCAAGUUCUGCAACUUCGUCCUGACGGCGCUAUUGAUUGCGGGUUAUUGCAGCUGUCUUCCCUUGAGCGAAGAUGCUAUUUGUACCGCAGAAGAGAUUGCUAAGUAUAGCAUCAUCUUUACCGGCAAAUGGAGCCAGGCGUCCUUCCCCAAACAAUACCCCUUGUACAGGCCCCCGGCACAGUGGUCAUCCUUGUUAGGAGUGAGUCACAGCCCUGACUACCACAUGUGGAAAAGGAACGACCAUGCCAGCAACGGAAUGAGGGACUUUACAGAGAAAGGGGAAGCCUGGGCCUUAAUAAAGGAGAUAGAGGCAGCUGGAGAGAAGAUCCAGAGUGUCCAUGGCAUUUUCUCUACCCCAUCCAUGUCCAGUGGGACCGGCCAUUCAUCAACGGAGUUGGAGGUCCACACUAGGCACCCUUAUAUUUCUUUCAUGGUGAGGAUUGUACCGAGUCCAGACUGGUUCGUGGGAGUGGACAGCCUAAACCUGUGUGACGGGAAACAAUGGAAACAGUCCAUAACACUAGACCUCCAUCCCUACGAUGCUGGAACAGACAGUGGAUUCACCUUCUCUUCUCCAAACUACGCCACCAUCCCCCAGGGAACUGUCACAGAGAUUACAUCUUCCUUACCAAAUCAUCCGGCAAACUCAUUCUUUUAUCCCCGACUAAAGAGCCUACCGCCAAUUGCAAAAGUGACAUUUACAAAACUCAAAGGCAAGAUAAUGUCCUUUCUUGAUAUCACAUCAAACGUGACGAAUACAGGAAACGAAAUAGACGAAAAUAUCUCAGGAACACCUCUGGAUUGUGAGGUCUCUGUCUGGUCCUCCUGGGGUCUCUGUAAAGGCAGCUGCGGGUCCAAGGGGUUGAAGACCAGGACCAGGUACAUACGCAUGAAAGCAGCCAACAAUGGAACGGCCUGCCCAAUACUCACAGAAGACAGAGAAUGUGAACCAGAAAACUGUGUUUAGGAAAUAGUUUGGUAUUAACUUAUUUUAGGAGUAGAAUCAAAGUAUUAAUUGUAAAUGUUAUCCAAGACAAUAGAAAUUAAUUAUGUGACGGUUAUCUACCAGCAGUGUCUUGAAGUUUAUGAUUAAUACAGA
Messenger RNA from Nanorana parkeri, 1287 nucleotides. It is a transcript of the gene SPON2, whose product is annotated as spondin 2. The transcript is spliced from 6 exons. Gene Ontology annotation, cellular component: extracellular matrix. Lineage: Eukaryota; Metazoa; Chordata; Amphibia; Anura; Dicroglossidae. The record is from RefSeq and is a predicted model, not a curated record. The coding region runs from base 175 to 1155 and encodes 326 amino acids. Gene Ontology annotation, biological process: cell adhesion.